CCGUGGCGCGACUCUAUCGUCCUCUUCACCGGGCUGUCCCCUUUUCCUGAGCUGACAAGACCUCUCUAACGUCACAUCUACCAGAGAGGCACUCGUUACCUUCGUUUCAUUUUGGCCCAUGUCAAGCGGCAUGUGAUUACCCUAUGUCUAGAGACGGUACUCUACACCGUGAGCUCAAGCAGUGUGUUUCGUAUAUACAGUGAUAAACACGCUGUCGCAUCCUGCCUAUAGCCUCCCCGGACAUCAGCGCAAUGUCCGCUUCGCCAGACCAAGACCGGGGAGUGUCGCUUGACGUUGCCGUCAGUCAAGCGGCUAUGGUCUCCCACGAUCUUCAAAUCAGCAAGAAGAAACGAAGUAACUCUGAAGCGACUGAAUACCCCCGAAGGCGUGCAACCAUAGCCUGCCAGAUAUGCCGUUUGCGAAAAACAAGGUGCAAUGGCGCACGGCCAAGGUGUCAGCUUUGCACAGAUCUUGACGCAGACUGCGUUUAUCGCGAGCCUGGAAUUAAACUGGAUGCCGGUGAUAAAUUAAUCAUUGAUCGGCUGAGCCGAAUCGAGGGAUUGCUCCAGUCUAAUCUGGUAGGACUGACUGGUCAUUUCCCGGUGGCCUCAACAUCUCCAGCCACCAGUAAUGACACCAACAUUGGCAGUGAUGAGAUGACCGCGAGAGCAAAUACCCUCGUCCCUGCUACACGUGGACGAACGUCUAUAGUUGGAAUGGGUUCUUGGGCAAAUCCACCGACCAGCAUCUCAACAAUGCCUAAACUACACACCACGCCCGCACUGCACCUCUUGCAAUGGCCCUUGAUCCGUGACCUGGUUGCUGGUCCUUACGAUCCACAUACUCUUCUGCAGCUGGAGAUGGUCCGUGAACCCCUCAAAAUGAGCACUGCCAUGGGUUUCGAUUUGUCAAAUGCGACCUCGUAUGUCCAGGCUUUUUUUGAGCGCGUCAAUGUCUGGUAUGCAUGUGUCAAUCCCUACACAUGGUCUCAAUACUACAAAACCGCCCUUUCACUCGGGUUCCGGGAAGGACCAGAGAGUUGCGUUGUACUCUUGGUGCUUGCCCUUGGCUGCGCUAGUCAACACGGCACCAUAUCCUCGAUCUCCCCGGACAGGGAACACCCAGGACUGCCAUAUUUCGUUGCUGCCUGGGGCCUCCUCCCAUCAGUCAUGAUGCGCAACUCUGUGGUUGCUGCCCAGUGUAUCGUUCUGACAUCGGCUUACCUAUUUUAUCUAGUGAGGCCACUGGAAGCAUGGACCCUCCUAUCCAAUGCAAGCAUGAAACUACAGUUGUUGUUUGGCAACACCUCUCGUAUCCCACUACAAUGGAGGGAGCUGAGCGUGAGGAUAUACUGGAAUGCCCUCCUCUACGAAAGCGACCUGCUCGCGGAACUAGAAUUACCCCAUUCGGGUAUUGUACACUUUGAAGAACUUGUUGAUCUUCCCGGGGGAUUUGAAGAAGAAGAAGAAGACGAUGAUGAUGUGGACGGCGAUGAUAGCGACAAUUCUAUUGACGAUGAUGUCGACGGUGACAUCGAUCUCAGAAAAGAACGCGGCGUGGACAAGACCAAUGAACCUUCAGUAGGCCGAGACGAGCUCUGGUAUUUCUUGGCCGAGAUUGCCCUGAGAAGGCUCCUCAACCGAGUCAGUCAUAUGAUCUACCAAAAAGACAACACGUUGACUCUUGCAUCACUGGGCCCUAUUGUCUCAGAACUCGAUUUUCAACUUGCCCAAUGGUAUGACAACCUGCCUCAAUCCGUUCAGUUCCCCCUUUUGCACCCCCCAAUAUCAAAUCCGGUCCAGACGGUUCUGAGACUACGAUAUUACGCAUGUCGAACUAUAAUCUAUCGACCUUACAUACUGGCGGUCUUCGAGAACGAACAAGCGGCCUCCGAUCCCGUGGUGCGAGAGUGUUGCUGGCGGUGUUUAGAGGCAACGUUGCGUCAACUAGAACAUAUAACCAGCCAUCGCGAGGGACAUCUGCCUUACCUUUGGCAGGGCGCGCUUUCUAUGGUGUCCCAAUCAUUGUUGAUAAUGGGAGCAACAAUGUCACCCGCCCUUUGUGGACUACUGCCAGCCGCUGCCCGCGUGGACGAGAUUAUAUCAGGUGUCAUAGCAGAGGUGGAGAGGUAUUCCCACCUCGCCCCGAGUUUGAAGUUAUCUGCGGAAAUUAUCCGUGAUGCGGAGAAACGGCGACAGCUCUGCUUAAGAUCAGCUAGAGGACGGGUGUAGGUGCCUCUUCUUAACAUAUAUAUAUAUAUAUAUAUAUUUUGAUCCGUUGGUCUUUUUUCCCUCGAUCAAGGCUAUUUUACAAUUACUUAGAACCAUGUUUCCACGUCCGUUUUGUA
Aspergillus candidus is the source of this 2347-nucleotide messenger RNA. RefSeq names its product putative C6 finger domain protein. Gene Ontology annotation, molecular function: zinc ion binding; DNA-binding transcription factor activity, RNA polymerase II-specific. The transcript has 2 exons. The record is from RefSeq and is a predicted model, not a curated record. Gene Ontology annotation, biological process: regulation of DNA-templated transcription. NCBI's taxonomy places the organism in Eukaryota, Fungi, Ascomycota, Eurotiomycetes, Eurotiales, Aspergillaceae. The coding region runs from base 252 to 2231 and encodes 659 amino acids.